Molecule: messenger RNA, 1853 nt
Organism: Schistosoma bovis
Lineage: Eukaryota; Metazoa; Platyhelminthes; Trematoda; Strigeidida; Schistosomatidae
Source: the annotation of a GenBank genome assembly
GAAAUAUUGAGAGUGGGAAAUGAAAAGUCGCUACUUUACACCAAACGAGGUUUUAACACAUAAUUCACCCGAAGACUGUUGGGUCUCGUUUCUUGGACGUGUUUGGGAUCUCACACCAAUAUGCGCACAGAACAAGGGUGAAUAUUGUUGACUGUAUCGAUUCUACUUAAAUCGCGAAUAUAUUCAUCUAUGUAAUCCGAAUUACAUUGGUCUUUUCUGGGAACAGUUAUAUCAUAUAUAUUUCCGAUACUCAGAACAUUCAACACAAUCUUAUGUUCUGCAAUAUCUGACCCAAAGAAUUUAAGCUUUUCCUCAAAAUGACUGAAAUGUACCUGACACUUGUUCGUGAUAUAUUCUUUGUCGUAUUGGUAUUUCUCAUUAAAAACAGAUGAAUUUUCUUUUGAAGUGUUUGCAACUAAUGGUGAUAAGUGACGUUAUAAAUUUGACGAUCAAUAAUAGAAUUGAAUGAAGCUUCACUUAAUUACUUCAAAUGGUUGGUAGCAUACUUCUCCAGCCAAUCUUAAACGAAGCUGGUAGAGACAUAUCGCACUGGUUUGAUGCAAAAACUGGUGACGUUCGACAUCACAUUGAUCCAGUUACGAACUGUUACGUACCUUACACCCCCUAUGGUCGAUUUGUUCACAUACCACCACCUUAUCCAACGACAGAUUGGGCUACAGAUUUCGGUAUACCUUGGUGGAAAGAUGAGAGACUGAUUGUUGGAUAUUUAACUAAGAAGACGAGGUUUGUACGUAUUUUCAACACACUUGCGCUACUUCAACACGAAAUUGAGGUAUGCGUUGAGGAGACUAUUACUGAUAUUCUUGUUCGUUAUUUAAAAUUUAAUUCACACGCUGCCUCGUACACAUGGAAGUAUAAUGGUGUUGUACUAGAUAUGGAGAAAAAUCUUGAGGAGAAUAAUAUUAGGGAAGAAAUACAAGAUAUUGAAGAUUUAUUUAUGCCUCAAAUAUAUCUUUAUUACAAUGACGAUUUGACUGAGGCAUAAUUAAACAAUAAGUCAAAAGAAUAAUUUAUGAUUUCAUGGUUAUUUGUACGCAACAAAUAUAAGUACCAUUAUUUACAUGAAAGUAAAUUUCUUUAGGGGCUCUCAUUUGAUAUGAAAAAAAUCUAUUAAUUUAAAAAUUUCGUUUUCUUAUGUGUUUUAUUGGCUGUUAUACAUAUUUAAAAUAGUUUCUGUGAUCAGGUUUCAAUGAUAAACCAAGAUCUAUGAAAUAGAUAAAACUGAAAAUUAAACAGUAACUCACCGAUUGAUUAUAACUGACUGAGUAGUGUGCUAUAUUUUUGUUAUCAUAAUGUUAUUGAUCACCACACUAAUAUAUCAGUAAUUUAAAAAAUGAUUAUCUAAUGAAUUCAAGAUAAUGCUACUUGAAAAAUAAAUUAUUAGAGGGAAUUUUACGGAAGUAGUAAAUUUUCACAGUUUAAAACAAGAACGCAUCUUAGCUAGAUCACCAAUUAAAACCUACAAGCACUAGACAACCGUUUCGUCCUAGUACGAGACUUUUCAGCAAUACACACCCACGAACCCGCAUCCGAUAAUUAAACUGAAGACCUUCGGUAUCUUUCACUAAUGCUUAAACUGUAGACCACGAAGCUGGCAUCCACGUUCAUUUUUUCAGUAUAAAAAAAUCAUUAUAUUUAAAGCUUUUAUUUCCUUAAUAUAAAAUGUCCCUCCGGUCUGAAUUAUUGAGGAUUUUUAGCUGCUAUCAUACUGAUGUUAGUCAUUAAUUAUCAUACAAUCGUAUUCUGUCAUAAAAUAAACUCAAAGAUUGGAAAAGUUUUACUAACCUAUUUAAAUAUUUUUACAGAAGCAUUUUAAGGCAUCCUAGUUAAAA